Molecule: messenger RNA, 1863 nt
Organism: Drosophila obscura
Lineage: Eukaryota; Metazoa; Arthropoda; Insecta; Diptera; Drosophilidae
Gene: Cpr92F
Product: histidine-rich protein PFHRP-II
Exons: 2
Coding region: 193-1335 (380 amino acids)
Cellular component (GO): chitin-based extracellular matrix
Molecular function (GO): structural constituent of chitin-based larval cuticle
Source: RefSeq, a predicted model, not a curated record
CAGCAGUCAGCACAGUUCGUUAACAGUCCUAGUCGUGGUUCUAGGAGGUUCAACCAGCGUCCAUCGACCCAGUGCUUUGUGUCGUGUCGUGUGUACCCGUAGCUACCCGUAGUUCUCCUUUAUUACCCCAAGUGUAUCCCGAAACUCCUUUUUCGAAGCUCAACUUUGUGAUUAACUCUCUGUGAAACGAAAAUGAAGCCAUUUCUGAUUGCCGCCGCUCUGCUGGUCUCGACAGUGUCCGCCUCGUGGCACGGAGCCGUCUCCACACAGUACCAGCACCUGGACCCCCAUAGCCACACCUACUCCUACGGCUAUGCUGAUCCCAACUCACAGAAGCACGAGACGCGCGCCCACGAUGGCACCACCCGCGGCUCUUACUCCUACGUGGAUGGACACGGUCACGUGCAGUCGGUCUCCUACACUGCCGAUCCCCAUCACGGAUUCAAUGCCGUAGGCACCAACCUGCCCCAGGCUCCACACGCCGCCCCCGUCUACGCUGCUGCCCACGCCCACUCCGCCUAUGCGCCCUACGCCCAUGGCAUCCACAUCCCUGUGCUGACGCACGGAGGCGUGCCAGUCGACACUCCCGAGGUGCAGCACGCCAAGGCUGCACAUGCGGCCGCUCACGCUGCUGCUGCCCACAAUGCUGGUGGCCAUCACCUGUACAAGCGUUCGAUCUACGGCGGAGGAUGGUCCUACGGAGCACCUGCCCAUGUCCCACUCACCCACGGCGGAGUGCCAGUCGAUACUCCCGAUGUGCAGGCCGCCAAGGCUGAGCACUAUGCCGCCCACGCCAAGGCUCUGGGUCAAGUGGCGCAUGCCCAUGGCGCUCCAGUCGAGACUCCUGAGGUCCAGCACGCCAAGGCUGCUCACUUCGCCGCCCACGCUGCCGCCCGCUCCGGCCAUGUCGGUGCUCCCAUUGCCCACGGCAACUACCAUGUGCCGGUGAUCCACAACGGAGUGCCUGUCGACACACCCGAAGUGCAGCAUGCCAAGGCCGCCCACUACGCCGCCCUCUCGCAGGCCUCUGCUCACGGCAGCAGCGGGCACAGCUCCUGGGAUGACGGACGCUACGACGGUCGCUGGGAGUCCAGCUCCAACAGCCACAACGCCUACGACAGCGGCUACGCGCAUAACGGUCCCAUCCACAUUCCAGUGAUCCACAAUGGUGUACCAGUCGAGCCCGCAGAGGUACAGCAUGCCCGUGCCGCUCAUCUGAACGCCGUGGCAGCUGCCAGUCAUGGCGGCGCCGGUGCUCAUGGCGGCUACUACGGUGGAGCUGCUGGUGGCCACGAGGAUGAUGGCCAGUACCGCGCGCACUACGAUCACUACUAAACGGGAGACCGGAGUUUCCGGUGGAUUCGUGCCAGCGACAAUGACAUGACGAGCAUCUCUAUACAUUCUGCCUGACAUCCUUCGUUUCACUCUAACCGACUACCGAAGCCAGCUGGCUUAUAUGUAACCCUGUCACCCUCUAGCAGCAUUCCAAUCUAUCCUUGUAUCCCUGUAUCUCUUUAUCUUUCACCUAUCUACCUACACACACAGACACACGCAAAAUACGGGAGAUUGAAGCUACACCUGCCAGUGGCUUCCUUGCCCGUUAAGCAACGAUCCAGCCUGAUUCGAGUUCCAGUUGGAACAUCUUUCUACAAGGCUUUCCUAUCCACAUCUCUGCUGUCCUACUUUUCUUCUCGUCUCUAUCUUUGUACACUGUCUUCCAUAUUUUUCAAUCCUUUCCACUUCGUUUGAGAAACGCUGUAUGAGUAUGUUGUAAAUAACUGUUGUAAUCUUUAUAUAUCUGAACAGAUAUGAAUCUAUAUAUUAUACGAAACUGCAAACAGACAAAUAAACUGCAAAAAUGUA